AUGGAAGCCCCACUGCUUGCCCUGAAGGAUGUGGACCAGGUGCUGAAGCCUAUCCAGACCUCGCUUGCUAAUGGCCAAGGAGACGCGGCUCUGGCACCCACAGUGCAGACUUUAGCUGCGGUGGCCCGAAGGCGCACCGAAGCCACGUUUCGCUUCAACCCCAUCAUUCCCCUGAAUGCCGUCCACAUGGGCAAGGACGCCGCCGGGCGCGCUGCCUGGGUGGCACGGGAGUCGCUUCCACACAUGACCUCGGCUGGCAACGCCACUGGCGAGGCCUAUGCCCACCUCUUGGCGGUUUACGCCUACAUCGAGCUGGCCGACACCAGAAGAGCGUUGGACCACGCUUCCGUCAGCCAAGACUCCUUCAAGAAGCAGAAAGACAAGGCCGGUGAGGCAGCUGCACUCAGCGCGGCCGCGGGAGCAAGGUUGCGCCGUGCUUGCGCCGGCGUCUCCCCACAGCUGCAGCUAGUGGAGGAGAAAGAGGAGAAGAGCAAGCUAGUCAAAGCCCGGCAGGAAGGCGAGGCAAAAGCUGCAAUCGCUGCGGCACGCGAUGCUUGCUGCAUCUACAACGACCUGGAUGAUCGGCUGCAGGAAGCAAACUGCCUGAAUUUGGUUGGGGAGCUGCUCCUCGCGAAAGACGAUGUCGACGAGGCGAAGAACGUCGCUCGGGAGUCCCGCGACAUUUUCCAGGAUCUGGAGGAUGCUGCCGGAGAGGCACGCUCCCUGAACGUUAUCUUGAGCGCCAACAUGCUUCAUGAAGCGGACUUUGUCGAUGCUCUCUUCGCUGCGAAGGAUGUCAUUUGGCUGUUCCGGGGCAAUGAGAUCAGUCCCGAGGAGGAGGAUAAGAAGGCCAUCGCCGAUGCCCUGCAUGCCCAAGCUAAGGUGCACUUGUCUGUUGGAGAGCUCAAGGAAGCCCAGGAGGCGGCACAGGAGGCGAUCAAGUACUAUGAGCAGGCCACGAUGACCCCAAAGGAGGGAGCAUAUGGGCUGGGCGGGGCCUUGCAGACUUUGGCCCAUGCGCUGUGCCUUGAGGGCGAGCCUGACCUGGGCCGGCCCCACAACGAGCGAGCAGCAGAGCUCUUUGCUACUGCCCAGGAUGCACCAGGGGAGGCCAUGGCGCGGGCAGUGAUGGGCUACCAGGACACCAUGUCUCGGAUGAAGCAGCUAGAGGAUGCCCCUGGGGCUUUUACCGAGCAGUCGAACCAGCAAGUGACAGAUAACUGGACCGUCAUGGACGAAGCCAUGGCCAUGAUGAGGGAGAUGCGAAACCAGGAGGGUGAGGAUCAGAUCGGGUCGCUGAUCUACGAAAUGAACCAAAAAGUUGGGGAGCUGCAGAAGAAGAUGUCCACACCAACCAGAACUGUUUGGACUGUGGACCGCAUCACCCGAAAGGCAGUGCAGAAGGACGCGAAGUUUCAGAGCAAGUAA
Molecule: messenger RNA, 1428 nt
Organism: Symbiodinium necroappetens
Lineage: Eukaryota; Dinophyceae; Suessiales; Symbiodiniaceae
Source: the annotation of a GenBank genome assembly